Molecule: messenger RNA, 1074 nt
Organism: Vollenhovia emeryi
Lineage: Eukaryota; Metazoa; Arthropoda; Insecta; Hymenoptera; Formicidae
Gene: EMC10
Product: ER membrane protein complex subunit 10
Exons: 4
Coding region: 206-889 (227 amino acids)
Cellular component (GO): EMC complex
Source: RefSeq, a predicted model, not a curated record
GGCGCCGUAACACCGUCGCUUCCCCGCUGACAGUCCGUCCGUCAGUGGCGUCGCUGGCGACGUGGUUCCGCGGGGCCUACGAUUCGGCGUCGGCCGUGGCCGCGAUCCUAGAAAUCGACGUCGCACAAUGAUACGUGGCUCUGCGUCGGCGACUUGGUAAUUAUCCUCGGUGCGUGCGCGAGCAGCGCCGAGUCGCGCCGCAAAGAUGCACGCGUUGCACGUCGUCAUCGGUGCGCUGCUCUGCGCGUCCUCGCUCGUCUACGGGAGCGAGCUCGAGUACGACGGCUGGCUGCAGUUGAGGUUAUGGCACGCGUUCAACGACGAUCCGGUGCCCGUGUUCACGGAGCGGGGCAACGUCACGGUGUCCAGCGUGCGCAGCGGCGCCUCCGUCGUCGGGCAGAAGGGCCUGCUGCCGGCCGAGAUAGGCGCCCUCGAGAACCUCGCCGAGCACGACGGCAAGUACAGGCUGAAGGCGCUGGCCCGCACCUCUUCCGGCGGUGAGGUCGUGUUCCUCACCUCGGUGCCAGCGUGCUACCUGCUCGGCUCAGAUCUGGAAGACGUCGUGACGAUAUGGUUAGACAGUACAGCGGAGCCGAUAGCUGUGAGCAUCUCGUCGUCGGGCCCCUGUAAGCUAGAUAAUCCCUUGUGGUCCACAAACAUGUGGACCACCAAUGUCUUGGUCAGAUACCCGGACGGCGGUCCGAUCCCAGACACCGCUACGUAUAUCCAGAAGCUGGACCGAGAACGGGAAGCGAGGGAGAGGGGAGAAACUAAAGAUAAUCGUUCGUUCCUCGCGAAAUAUUGGAUGUAUAUCGUUCCUUUCUUGAUUUUCCUGCUGCUGUCAUCCGCGACGAAUCCAGAAGCUGGCGGGAGCGCGCAGAGACAGUGAUCCCGCGCGAUGAAAACAAUGUUGUGCCUGCGUGAGCACUGCAUCCCAAAGAGCGAUCUUGUGGAAGUUGUUCAAAUUUAUAGUAUAAUUUCAUAAGUGACAGAUAAUAUUAAAGAUAAUUAUAAAUACUUAAGGUAUACAUAAAAUUACAUUUCUGCUGAAAUAAAUACGAUCAGUAAGUUGGA